Acipenser ruthenus (sterlet) is the source of this 2785-nucleotide messenger RNA. RefSeq names its product SFT2 domain containing 1 (gene sft2d1). Lineage: Eukaryota; Metazoa; Chordata; Actinopteri; Acipenseriformes; Acipenseridae. Gene Ontology annotation, cellular component: membrane. Gene Ontology annotation, biological process: vesicle-mediated transport. The record is from RefSeq and is a predicted model, not a curated record. The transcript is spliced from 8 exons. The coding region runs from base 159 to 638 and encodes 159 amino acids.
AGCCAAUGAGAGUACAGAACACACUCGUGACUUCCUGUUUAGCACAAAUUGACACACCUAAAUGGUAGAAGGGAGAUAAGGGUAAAGAGUUAAACAGCAAGAGCAGAAAUAAAAAAAAGUACUAAAAAUAUUAAAAGAAAACAUUACUGCCAAACGUCAUGGACAAGCUGCGACGUGUCCUAAGCGGUGCAGAGGAUGAGGAGCAAGGGCUAACUGCUCAGGUCCUGGAUGCCACCUCCUUAAGCUUCGGCACCAGAGUGAAGUGGUUUGCUAUUUGUUUUGCUGCUGGGAUUGUGUGUUCCAUUCUUGGCACAGCAUUGCUGUUUCUUCCCAAUGGAACCAAACUGUUUGCGGUUUUUUACACAUUAGGCAAUCUUGCCGCUCUGUUUAGCACCUGCUUUCUGAUGGGGCCAGUUAAGCAAAUAAAAAGAAUGUUUGAGCCAACCAGGCUGAUUGCCACCAUUGUCAUGCUGCUGUGCCUUGUCUUGACACUAUGUGCAGUAUUCUGGUGGCAUAAAAAAGGACUGGCCAUUAUUUUCUGUAUAUUGCAGUUUUUGGCAAUGACAUGGUACAGCCUUUCCUACAUUCCAUUUGCAAGGGAUGCUAUUAUGAAGUGCUGCACGACAUGCCUAAAUUAAAAAGGCAACAUUUCUCAAGAGGUUAUUUUUAAAUGAAAAUGAAAAACUGUUUUCUGGACAGCUCAGCAAGACCAGAAGAUUAACACAACGCUUUUUUUUUUUUUUUUUUUGUAUAAUAUAUAUGUAAAAAGAUGUUUUCUCAUCUGUAUUCUUAAGAUUAGUUCAAAUCUUAACACAAUAGUAGUGGUAUUAGAAAUGAAAUGGUUAAUAUAACAAUUAUUACGCAAACAGUUUGCUGUAUAAAUAUUUGCAUUUGCAUAGUUUGGAGAUUUUUAAUGCUAACGUGGUGAGAGAAAGGGAUGUUUGGGAGAGUGAUGAUUGUUAAUAAUUUGAAUACCGACUUCUUUUUACAACUAGCAUUCAGCUACCUUAUUCUAGAAUGGCUUCUUUUUUAUUUAUACUACAUACAGUAAUAUCACUCCAUAAAAAAAAAAAUAAACAUUUCAGUCUUUGGUUUCUAAGAAAUCUCUAUUUUUAUCUGAUUUUGAAGAGUGAGAAUAUUAAACAAAAAAAUUAAACCGUGUAUAAAUUAAAGUAAUGAUGACUCGGAGGUUAAGUUUAACAGCAGUAAGAGACACUUUGGAUCUUCUCCGCGCAUCUUUAAAGUAAUGCCACAUUUCAAAACCUGUCUCGUCUGUUCUAGCUCUCUUUUUCAGGUGGUUUCACAGACUUGGACUAGCUCACCUAAACUAACAGGUAGGUAUUUCAAGAUUAGUGCUAAUCGGGGUCUGUGAAAUAAGUUCAUUGAAAGUUAAAUAGGUGACUCUUAUAUGUACUGAAAAAUAGAACUUUUUUAACCCCUUAAGGUACACAAGGAAUUGAGUGGUUGUUCAAACGGUUUCUUCUUAAAAUACAUUUGAGAGUGACUCAAGUAUCACAAGAGAACAGGCAAUUUUGGAUGACCAGAUCCAGCCUGUCAGUACAUUUUAAACCCUGUUUUUCGUGCACCUUGUUGCAAAAAUAAGAAAGUUAGCAUUGUUUUUAUUUGUGGGACAUGUCCCUUGUAUCUUAAAGGGUUCAUUCAUUUCCUUCUGAAUUGGACGCUCAUCAUUUUUUACGUGAUUGUUUGUCUUGUUAAACCCAUAGCUUAAACUUAAUGCAACAGACCUAUCUGCAGUUACAAUGUGUUUGUAGUUUAUUUCUUAUCAGUAUUGGAAUUAUGGAUGCCUCACCAAUCUUUAUUUUAUCCCACUGAAAAUAUUCACCAAGCAACUUAUCACUCAGAUGCUAAAAAGCAUCAUUGUAUGUAACAAGUUUGUAUUCCUAUGAUUUAGAUUAGUGAUGGAUACUGAUCAUGGUUAUUAAAGACCCCUCCUCACCAUGACAACCCAUUCGCACCAGCUCUGUUCUGACAAAGUGUCAUUAAUGAUGCUGAUAACAGAGCAGCAACAAGUGGUACAGCCCCCUUUUAAUCUAUAUUUACACAGCGAUAAGAAUUAAGUUUUUACUAACUUAGACCACUGUUUGUUUUAACAAUAGACAUUUGUGGACUAAAGGAUAAAUUCCUUGCCCCACUGCAAUUAAUACAAGGACUAGUAGUGUGCUUUUUUCCUCUUAAAGUUGACAAUGGUGUCUUAUAAUUAAUCCUCUCCAUUUUUUAAAAGGCUCUCCAAGGGAUUUUGUUCACUUUCACGGAAUUUAAUUGAACAGUCUUUAGAAAAAUACAAGAUGUUCUUGUGGUUUCAGCACUAAACAGACCUCCCACUUUGUUGUAUAAAACUGCAUUCCAAAGUGUUUUAAUUACACUAAUCAUAUUCCAGCUUGGUUAGUUUUACCAAUGGCAGGAAUGGGGUCAGGCAAAACACUAUUUGAGUGUCAAGCUUCAAAUGUUAACCCCGGUAUAGAAUUUCACAUGCAUUUUCUUUUAUGUUUACAAGACUGUACUUACUUGUUGCACAAAGGUGUUGUGUUUUUUUUUUUUUUUUUAAUUAACAACAUAUAAUUUCUGUCAAGUCAGCUACUGCUUUUAACUGUUUCUGCUCUGCGUGUGUACGUCUGGGUCAUUCUUUCUCAAACGUUUUGAAACCAGGGACCAGCUUAGUGUCUUUCUGAAACCUGCCACUUGUAAUGUAAUCCUUAUUGCUGGUUUUGUUUUAAAGCACUGAAUCCUAGUGCUAAGGUAGCAAAUAAAUAUCUAAUAAGGAUGA